UUUCUCUCCGUCUUUCCUUCAUCGCGCCCUCUCCCCCGCGGUGCGCAUCACAUUUAUGCGGCGGUGAAGCGUCGUCUCGUCUCAGCUCUCUCCUCGUCCGGGCUGCGGGUCGAGGUCCGGAUCAGCAGCAGCAGCAGCCCUCGGCUAGGCCCUGAAUCCACCUCCGACACUUAUGGACUUCUGAAAAACAAGACGAGCACUCUCCAGAAUCGAACGGACGCAUUUCUUGUGAUGCAGACAUAGAGAGGCUGACACUGAACGAGGGUUACAUCAACGGGACACAUCAUUUCAGGAUGGAGCCUGGUCAGAUGGUGCAGGAGUCAUACACGGUGGAGGAAGAUCCCCAGGUGGCGCUACCCGUUAUCUCUGUUGAGACCGGUGAAGAUGGGACCACACGGCGCACAGAAACCACGGUAAAGAAAGUAGUGAAGACCACCACCACUCGCACAGUCAUCCCAUCGGUGUCGGACACACUUUCCCUGGAUGGUGGGGGUUCGGUGACAGGCAUGGGGGGCUACAAUGCACCUAUGGUCUACAGACAGGGACCCGGAGGUGGCGUGCCCAUGGACUACCCCACUCACACUGUUCCCCGCAACUACCACUACGGACCGCCGGCCGGGGCUUACGACGACUACCGAACUGGGCCUCCAUCUGAUGCCUACACAAGCCUUAGCAGGGGAGCUCGCAUGGACGAUCGCUACAGACCAGUCCAUCAAGAUGGUUACAGAACUCUGGAUCCAAGCUACAGAGCCCACAGCAGGGGCCAGCUGGACCACUAUGCUGCUCAGCCACAGGUUGGGCGUAUGGGGAGUGCCAUGGAGCUGUCCGCCAUCCAGAGGUUUGUCCCAGAGCCGUACGGUCUGGAGGAUGAUCAGCGCAGCAUGGGCUAUGAUGAGCCAGACUAUGGCAUGGGACACCCAAUGCACUACAGCACCGUGCCCCGCAACCAUGGAUUCCCCCACGGGCCCCCACGCAGGACUGGGAGUUAUGAGGGCACCUUGGAUGGUGACAUGAGCGGCCCAGGGGACAUGUACUUUUGGGGAGGAGCUCCGCUGGCCCAGGGGGAAAGAGGCAGCAUGGCUUCAUUGGACAGCACUUUAAGGAAAGGUCCUGGUCCCGGGCCCAGUGGCUGGCGUCAACCAGAGCUGCCUGAGGUCAUCGCCAUGCUGAACUACAGGCUGGACCCGGUCAGGAGCAACGCAGCUGCAUACCUGCAGCAUCUCACCUACAAGAAUGAUAAAGUGAAAUGUGAUGUGCGUCGACUGAAAGGCAUCCCAGCACUGGUCUCUAUGCUUGACAUCCCAAACAAAGAGGUUCACUAUGCAGCCUGUGGAGCGCUAAAGAACAUCUCGUACGGCAAAGAUCAAGACAACAAGAUCGCCAUCAAGAACUGUGACGGAGUGCCUGCUCUCGUCAGGCUGCUGAGGAAGACCCGCGACCAGGACCUCACAGACACCAUCACAGGGACGCUGUGGAACCUGUCGUCUCACGACUCUGUGAAAAUGGAGAUCGUGGACCAUGCACUGCACGCCCUCUCUGACGAGGUGAUGGUGCCUCAUUCAGGCUGGGAGCGAGGGACCAACGGAGCAGGAGGAGGGGAGGAGAACUGCAAGCCCAGACAUCUUGAGUGGGAGACCGCCCUCACCAACACAGCAGGCUGUCUGAGAAAUGUGAGUUCAGAGCGAAGUGAGGCGAGGAGGAAGCUGAGGGAGUGCACAGGAUUGGUCGAUUCGCUCAUGUACAUUGUCCAAUCCCAGAUUGACUUUAAAGAAGUCGACAAUAAGUUGAUAGAGAACAGCGUGUGUCUGCUGAGGAACUUGUCCUAUCAGGUGCACCGUGAAAUCCCCGGCUGUGAGCGCUUCCAGGAGGCCGCGCCCCUCAACCAGGGCCCCGCCCCCUCCAGCCAGAAGGGCGGCUGCUUCAGCUCCCGCAAGGGCAAAGAUGAGUGGUUUUCCAAAGGUAGAAAAGAUGAAGAUGCAGCUGCAGACAUAAUAGACAUUCCAAAGAGGACCACGCCCGCUAAAGGCUAUGAGCUGCUGUUCCAGCCAGAGGUGGUCCGCAUCUACACCUCUCUGCUGAAGGAGUCCAAGAACCCCACCGUGCUGGAAGCCUCGGCUGGAGCCGUUCAGAACCUGUGCGCCGGACGCUGGACUUAUGGGCGAUACAUCCGUGCCUUGCUGCGCCAGGAGAAGGGUCUACCCAUGAUGACUGAGCUGCUGGCCCAUGGCAACGACCGUGUGGUCCGCGCCAUGUCUGGAGCCCUCCGCAACAUGGCCAUUGACGCUCGCAACAGAGAUCUACUAGGUAAACAUGCGGUGCCUCACUUGGUGGCCAACCUGCCUGGCGGCGGUCAGAGUCAGCCGGUGCGAGCGCUGUCAGAAGAGACGGUGGUGUCGGUAUUGAGCACGCUCCAUGAGGUGCUUGGCUCCAGCAUGGAAGCAGCCAAGACCCUCAGGGCCUCACAGGGAAUCGAGAGACUGGUGCUCAUUAACAAGGACGGUAAUCGUUCUGACCGGGAGGUGCGUGGGGCAGGCAUGGUGCUGCAGACAGUUUGGGGCUACAAGGAGCUGCGGCGCACUUUGGAGAAGGACGGCUGGAAGAAGACGGACUUCAUGGUCAACCUAAACCCUCCCAGCAACAACACCAGGGCCAACGGAGGAUAUGAGGACAGCACUCUGCCGCUCAUAGACAAAGGGGGCAAAGGGGACCGGGAAAUGAUUCCAAUGAAUGACAUGGGACCAGAUGCCUACUCCACACUGGACCAGAGAGGGAGAAGGAACACUCUGGAUAACACACUCGAACCUGCUGACAACCAUGCAGUACAGGGAGGGAUGUAUGGGGAGAGGCAGGCCUCUUUGCCUCUAAUGGAUUCUUACGAUGGUUAGGCUACACCCACUGUCACACUGCAUGUCAGCGCAUGAAAAACUGAUUGUGUGCAUCACAAGACGACAACCUCCUCCCACCUACUGCCCUUGCUGAACUGACUAUGGGGGACCACUACACUACCGAUGGGACUAAACUACAUCCUUUACACUCAAAUCUUCUGUCCCUCUUCACUCUCUUGCAGCCUCUCUUCUCUCUCUCUUUCCCUUUGUUACAUUCCUCCAUUGCAGCUGACAAACUAAUGAAACCACUCAGAAAAAAACUGACGUGGAUCUACGCUCCCUGUGGACAACUGGACGAGACACUAUGAUCACUUUUGUGGUCUGAGAGUCCCUGAACUCCGAAACACUAACCACUUAGUCAGAUACCAAGGCCACAACACUACAUUUCUAUGCUACAGUACGACGCUACAACUUGCUUGGACAACACUAAUUAUCUCUUUGACGAAAAGCAGAGACUGUGGCUUCAUCUGAGAACUUUUCUAUUUCUUGGAGUAGGGGAGAGUAGACGUACACUAAUUAAACUAAUGAGAAAGUCGGGAUCAAAACAGGACACUUUAUGUGGAAAUUUUGCAUAAAUGGCUAUUACACUCUGAAGAAAUCAAGAAAACUUUUUCCUUUCGCUCUCUCUGAUGCUUAAAUACUACAAAAAAAAUUCCUACCACUGAGAACCAAUGUUUAUUGAUCUAAUCGGAUAUGUGUAAAGCUUCUGCUUCUGUUUUGGUAGUGGUUGUUCCUCUUCUUGCUUUGCUCUGUACCACAGUGACGUACAUGUGCCAAAUGACACUGCUACCGCUGCAACUGCCAAUACUGAUGCAACAACUUCACACACUCAACUUUUACAGCAGCUACACUGAAAACUGUCAUCUGCUUUGUUUUGUGUUCAGCUUGUGUUGGUGACAGCCCAUCAACAAGAUGCAUGGGGAUGUUGCAUUUUCUGUAUUCGAUUUGUAUCCAUAGAUAUAAAAGGGUGGUGGUUCCAGUAUGGAUAUUCCUACAGACAGAUAUAGAGCAGACAAAUUAAUCUCCAUCUCAUUGGAAUAGACAGUAUAGUCUGUGUUAAAUGUAAGCCCCUUAACUUUAUAAUUCUUUGGAGAUAUCACAGGAUUUGUUAGGUUCAUUAACUUGUAUCUGCAGGUCUGUAAUCUUAUGAAUGUGUACAUACCAGACUGUCUCUAACAGCAUCUGUGUGGGCUAACUGGAGUGCCUCGCUCAUUCAGGAUCGGUCUGAUGGGUGUGCCCAACAUGACAUGGGUAACCAAUCAAGGUGUCUUUUUCUCAGCAGGUUACUAGUUGGGAAUACUGUAUAUGGAAGUCAUCAGUUUUCUAUUCUGCAAAAUAAUAUAAUAUGUGAACUUGUACGUAUGUAAGAGUUGAUUCUUGUUAAUGGAAUUGGUUGGUUUUUUUUUUAUAACGUAUAAAACUCUUGAGUUCUGUAUAACUUACUGCUUCUCAAACCCAUAGCCCAGCUGGCUUUAAGACUACAGAACAGUACAUGGGAGAAAACAUAGUCUUGUCUGUUUUUUGCCCGCAUUUCUUAAAUACAGUGCUUGUUCUGUAGAAUAAUGCGUAUUCUUAGUGCCGAGUGAGAUGUAGAUACUUACUGAGUGGAUGAUUAAAAGAAGCACUAGGGGGUUAUAAUGUGUGUUUUUCUUUCUUUUUGUUACCUUUUUAAUUUGUUUGUUUUCCAUGCCAAUUGAAACACAGACAGAGGGUGCCUCAUUUUCUCAAAGUAACAAGUUGCCUUUGAGAAUGGACUGACUGAGAGGAGAGCAAGGGUUUGUGUUAGAGCAUCGCUGUGUACGGAGGCAUAGACCAGAAUUUGCUAUUGGAGAAAAAAAUAAAAGCACAUUUAAAAUAUAUACAAGAGUAUAUUUGUUAAUUUUAAUGGUUUUAUGUAUUUUGUUUUUUAUAUUGAUUUGGGUUUAAUUUGUUUUGGGUUGCUCUUGGUGAAUGCAUAUGCAAUCAGUACAUGUUUUGAUUGACAAAUUCAGUCUGUAUCUCAAUUAAAUGCAAAACAAGUCAGUUAAACAAAAUCCUCCUACAGGUCAUCAGUUACUGGAACACUAAUGAAAAUAAUCUCAUCUGGACUACACCUUAAUCUCUUUGCCUUGGCUCUUAAAGUUGCACAUUCUCAUUUAUGAAUGAAUCAUGUAACUAGCAAUACUGUUUUUAAUAAAAAAAGAAACUGAUUUCUCA
Messenger RNA from Anoplopoma fimbria (sablefish), 5081 nucleotides. It is a transcript of the gene ctnnd1, whose product is annotated as catenin (cadherin-associated protein), delta 1. The record is from RefSeq and is a predicted model, not a curated record. Gene Ontology annotation, cellular component: plasma membrane; nucleus; adherens junction. Lineage: Eukaryota; Metazoa; Chordata; Actinopteri; Perciformes; Anoplopomatidae. Gene Ontology annotation, biological process: cell-cell adhesion; cell-cell junction assembly. The transcript has 22 exons. Bases 294 to 2885 code for a protein of 863 amino acids. Gene Ontology annotation, molecular function: cadherin binding.